AUGGCGUGCGAUUUGGAAAAGAUUGAGGAGAAGGAACGUGAGAAACCGAAUGUUGUCAUUCAGUUAAAUUCUUUGGGACUUGAUGAACUCAUAUCCUUAACUUUGAAAUUGGAAGAGGAAUGGAAGUUAAUAAAAAAGAAUUACGCAAUUUUGGAAGGAGCCGUGUUGACAUACGACAAGUGUAAAAACUCAGUUGAGCAACUGAAUCCUACAAAAUUCGAAGCCAAAAACUUUAAUGCAUUUAUGAAUGAAUUAGAACGAUCCGAAUUAAUAAAACUUUGCAACAGGGAGCAGACAGCAGAGGGUGGGGUUGUACCUCGAGAUAAUGAAGAAUACAAACCAAAGGAUAAUAGCGUAGAACAAUUGGACAAUCUAAUUCACAAAAUAGAGAUAACGAAGAAGGAAGAACAAGAGGAUCAGGCGAAGUCCUUGGAUGUCCACAUACCUCUGACAUCUUUGGUUUACAUCCCUGGCAAAAUUGUGAAUACAGAAAAUUUCCUUGUACGCAUGGGGACUAACUACUAUGUGCAGAGAAAUGCUAAGCAAACUAUCGAUUAUUUUAACAACAAAAUAAAAAAGUUAAAUGAACAAAUAAAACGUUUAAAAGUGACGAUAAUAGAAAAAAAAAAUGAAAUAGAUUUAUGUAAAAAUUAUAUUCAGAUUAAGCGUGAAUUACAAAUGAAUGCAAUGAAUACCAAUGCAAAUGCUACAAGCACAAGUGGGAAUGCAAACACGAAUGAAAAUGCACAUUCCGCUACUUCACGUGAUGCCAAUCCGUAG
Messenger RNA from Plasmodium gonderi, 780 nucleotides. RefSeq names its product prefoldin subunit 5. Bases 1 to 780 code for a protein of 259 amino acids. Gene Ontology annotation, cellular component: prefoldin complex; cytoplasm. Gene Ontology annotation, biological process: regulation of DNA-templated transcription; protein folding. The transcript has 3 exons. The record is from RefSeq and is a predicted model, not a curated record. Lineage: Eukaryota; Apicomplexa; Aconoidasida; Haemosporida; Plasmodiidae.